UGGCGUCCAGACUCUUGUUGUCAGUCACUUUCCCAGCGAACAGACGGCGGCUCCAGCAGCAGGAGGAGCGAAGACGGUAAUCCCCCCUCUCUCCACCACCUCCUCCUCCUCCUCCUCCAUCUCCUCUCCGCCCUCCCAGUCCACCCCACCCCUUUCUGAAACCCAGAAACCGGUGGCAGCAGCAGCAGGAGGGGGGGAACAAAACCUCUCGGGACACCUGUGCUGCUGGAUGCUCCUUUUUUCGCUUUUGAGAUGAUUUGAGAUAAAAAAAAAAAUUUAAAAAAAUCUGAAUUGUUGGAUGAUGCUGAUGAGAAGCGGGGAUGACUGAGACGGACACAAGCGGAUAAAUCUGCCUCGAUUGACGGUGACGGUGACGGAGCGGUCGGCGGAGGCACCACCACCACCACCACCAGCAGCAACAGCAGCAGCAGCAGCAGCAUCAGUCGGUCGGCUGAUGGAGAUGGCGUUGUGAAGGCGGAGGGAUGCUGCUGAUGAUGAUGAUGAUGGUGAUGAUGAUAUAGCAGGUGCUGCAGGGUCGUGCCGCAUUGCCUGGCCGCCGCGAGCGACGCCGGGGAGGACGGGGAUGCUGUCGUCGUCAUUGUGCCACAGAGAAAGAGGCUUUGACAUGGAGGGAAGCGGCUGUUUGUCGGCUCUGAGCUCAGGCCGCCCGGAUCAGCAGGUUGGAUGUACCGCCUGAAAUCCUGGAGGACCUGAGUCAUGAUAUACAUGGUGCAAAAGAACAAAAAAAAUCUGAAUAAAGUUGAAUUCUUGGAGGUGGGAUUGAAAUGUUUCCGUGCGUAAAAGAAGUGAAUGGCCCAUAUGUUGAUAAUGUAUCAUUGGAGCAUCAGAGCAGCGUCUGUGCCAGUUCAGGGUGGAUUACGUCUACAGAGCAGCAGGCCUCCAUCUGAAGUCAGCGACUGAUCAGGAAAGCAGAACAGACCAGGAACACUUCAGACACUUCACCCUGUUGCUGGAGGUAACUGUUUAUUCUGUGCUUUCCACUGGAAGCUGCCGUGGUGUGGUCCCCCGUGGAGGGACAGCUGUUGCAAAAGAUGACUCACUUGCAGGCUGGCCUCUCUCCAGAGACUCUGGAGAAGGCCAAGGUGGAGCUGAAAGAAAACCCGGAGACUUUACACCAGGACAUCCAGGAGGUCCGGGACAUGAUCAUCACCCGGCCGGACAUUGGUUUCCUCAGGACAGACGACGCGUUCAUCCUCAGAUUCCUCCGGGCGAGGAAAUUCAACCACUUCGAGGCGUUUCGGCUGCUGGCACAGUAUUUUGAGUACCGACAGCAGAACCUGGACAUGUUCAAGAACCUGAAAGCCACCGACCCGGGUAUCAAGCAGGCCCUGAAGGACGGUUUCCCCGGCGUGCUCUCCAAUCUGGACAGAUACGGCAGGAAAAUACUGGUCCUGUUCGCAGCCAACUGGGACCAGAGCAGAUACACAUUUGUGGACAUACUGAGGGCUAUCCUGCUGUCGUUGGAAUCUAUGAUCGAAGAUCCCGAGCUGCAGGUCAACGGUUUCAUCCUCAUCAUCGACUGGAGUAACUUCACCUUCAAGCAGGCGUCCAAACUGACUCCAAGCAUGCUGCGGCUGGCCAUCGAGGGGCUACAGGACAGUUUUCCUGCCAGAUUUGGAGGAAUCCACUUCGUGAACCAGCCCUGGUACAUCCACGCUCUCUACACCGUCAUACGACCCUUCCUCAAAGACAAGACCAGGAAGAGGAUCUUCAUGCACGGCAACAACCUGAACAGCCUCCACCAGCUGAUCCAUCCUGAGAUCUUGCCGUCGGAGCUCGGGGGGAUGAUGCCGCCGUACGACAUGGGCACGUGGGCGCGAACGCUGCUGGACCACGCCUACGACGAGGAGACCGACUACUGCCCGGAGUCCUACACCCUGUCAGUACAAGACCUGGAGAGAGACCUGGAGAAGAACCUGUCCCCAAAAACCAUGAAGAGGUCUCAGUCGGUGGUGGAACCGGGCGUCCUGAAACGGCCGGACAAAGUCAAGAGUGAAGAAGACAACAUGCAGCCGUUGCUCUCGCUGGACUAAGCCGACACACAUUCAGCUCAAAAGCAUACUCGAAUCAAUAUUAACACACACUCACACUCACACACACAAAAAAAAACUUACCUGUGCACACCUUACCUGCUGUAAGCGACACGCGCGCCCUGAAAACACCUUCCUCCAGAAAAAACGCUGCUGCUGCCGCCGCUGCUGUCGGAUUCUUGUUUCUCUUGAACUCGAGGAAAAUCACGAAUGAGACGAGAAGGACGUUUCCUCACAGAGGAGGACAUCCCAAGAGCUACUGAUGUUGUUCUAUAUAUUUAUUUAUUUAGUUAUUUGUCAAGUGCCAAUUCCAACAACUGUAAAUUAACGUCUUUGAACAAUCCAGCCCGUCGGUGUGGAGCAGGGAGAGGAGAACAAACACGAGGGCAAAGAGAAAGAGUUUCCACAUACGUGUGUGAAAACAGUGUUUGCUACAGUUGUGUAAUAUAUCGGUGAUGGGCGAUUUAAAAAAAACUGGAAAUCAGACUUUCAAAGAGAGCUCGGGGCGAUGGAUCUCGAGCUGCACUUUUUUCGUCUUUGUACAUUAAUUUGAAGAAAACGCCUCGUAAAGGGGCGAGAAAAGCGGCUCAGGAUUAGCAGAAGCGAUAUAAACAAGCUUGUUCAACCUCCUGGACACAAAACUGGCAGACAGGCAGGCAGGCACUGGGUUUACUGGAAGUUUAUUGGGUUAAUGGGCAUCUUUCAGUCGCGCUCCAGUUAUCUCUUGGAAAAAGCAAAUCCCCUUUACGGCGAGAGAGUUGGCUCUAUGAAUUAUGUUUUGGUUUCUUUUGCCUUUCGGCCAUUUUCCCUCUUUCUUCUGACCCAGUAUUUCUUCUGCCAUUAGGAAAACGUCAUCAAGUAUUCGUUUGGCUGAAGAUGAAAACAUAUAUUUUGAGAAUCUAACAGAUAGGACGUCUAACCAGACAAAUAAAUAAGGCUAAAUUUAAUUUUUUUUAAAGCAGAGACAGGGCAAACGCAUCGCCCUCUGCUGUUGGCAAUAAUAAUCUCACUUUGACAUGGUCAAACAUUACCGCGUUAAAAACAUCUGUUUAUUAAACAUGUCAGUAUUAUAAGACUGAACGAGUAACACAUUAGAGGACCGUGUUGGUAUUUUUUGCAUGUUUUAGACAGUUUCUUAAAAAUCACGCUCUUUUAUUUGCAUAAUUUAAGUAUAUUAUUGGUGUUUCACAUCGCAGUAUUAGUUUAUAAUCUUAACUCAAGGUCCACUUAUUAGCUUUCUUCCUAGCUUUUGACCAUAUUUCAUAUUCUAACUGUUAAUUUUCAGGUUUGAUUCAAGAUUUUAAGCGUCCACGCGCUGUCACGUCAUAAGAAAAUGACAUCGGGCAAGAAUUAAACUCUUCUUAAAGGUGCCUUGUGGAGUUUCUGACCACUCGGAGUGCUGUUGAGCAACAUUUUUUAAGAAUUGGACAAUUUCCUGCCGUUCAUUUCACACUCUUCCACUAAUCGACACUUGUUUACGAGGCGUAGCAAUGCAACAACAAAAAAAAGCAACAAAUAAGAAGACUGCAAUCGAGCAAGUACGAGAUAAAUCGAUGCAUCAUUUAAAAUAUUCAAACUGGGAGUAACGUCAACAUGACUGGCAGUAAAUACACUGAAAGUGGUUUGCAGUCCCUGUACAGAGGUGUCUCGUCUAUAUUUUAUCCCCAAAAAGUAUUAUUUUACAUAUUUAAAUGGCAGUAUUUUAUUAUAAUUACAGUCAUAUUUCCAUUUAAAUUCUAUAUACUAUUUAAAGUGACACAGACACUAUUUCUGUUUGCUCCGCUCACUGUUUUGUAUGCUAUACUGACUUCCCAAAAAAAAAUCCAUAUGCACCAGCUGAAGGUGUUUGACAUACUGUACUUUAGGCUCACCGCAGCUUUAUGAUGUGAAGGUAUGACAGCCGAACGUUAAAGAGGCAGACAGGAAAAAUGCCACUAUGACGGGCAGAGCAGAGCAGAGCAGAGGAAAAGUCAGUCAGGCUGGCAAGCACGCAGCCGAGCAGAUCACAGAAAGGCCGGCGGGCAGGCGGGAAGCGUGAGGUGGCCGGCCUCAACGAGAGCAGACAGCUGGAAUGUUAAACUAUCAACACCAGCGUACACGACACGUCAACCCCACUUACAACAGCUCGGAGGCUCGACCCUGCACAGAGUCGAGUUAGGCUGAUCUGUCUGGAUGAUAUAACCAUCGACCGCGCGUGACGGUGAUAUUGUGUUUUUAUUUAAUACGUGAUCAGUCAGUCCUCAGAAAAACAGUUGCUAUGAUUCAAAAUGUAUCAUUUGUGUGACUCAUUAAAGGACAAGUCCAGUGUAAUUUCAUUUUGAAUUCUCAUUACUAAACUCGACCUAGUUUCUGUUGGUACGCCUGUCGAGCUUUCUGUCCUCUCCGUACAGAGCAGGUCUAGACUUUAUAAUGUUAUUUACAGAGACCCAACAAUUCCCAUCAUGAGCAAGCACUCGGUGGCAGUGGUAAAACUUCCUUUAAGUAAGUAACAAUAAUGUAAGGUGCUGAUAAUAAACGAUGUAUAAAACGUGGACGUGACGUCGUUUUGCAGCCAGCCUCAAGUGGUCGUCUGAGGAACUGACAUCCACACUGGCUUCAUUUCACAGCCAUGGAGAUUACCGCUUGAUACUGACGUGCAGACUUUGCCAAACCAGAUCAGGACGAAGCUGCUAACGUUACAUAACUAACAUUUUUUUGUUAAUAAUCUAGUAGUAACACACUGUUUAAUCUCUUCAUUGUAGUUUUGUUCCAGUGUUUUUUUUUUUGGUUAUCAAAAGGCUAAAAACAAAAGACAUCACCCUUCAAACUCUUCAGAUACAGAGCAAACGCCCAGUACACACCGCUUUGACAUGUGGAGAAAUGAAAAGCUUGACAGCCCUGCUGUGCCUGGUUACAGUUGCUUAGGAGAGGUUUAGCGAACAAUCAUUUCCCAUGAAAAACCCAAAGCCGUCAGUGAAUUCGCCACAGUCACGAGUCCUGAAAUCACGGCCUCGCGUUUAUUACUUGGCUUUUGUUGCCUUUACCUCCUGAGGCAAAAACAUGCUUCUAUAUAUAUAUGAAGAUCAACAUUCAAUACUGACAUCCAUGGUAAUUAUGUUGACAUGGGUUGUUCAGGCAGAGUAAAAAACAUUGAGCUCAAUCGUCUCUUCACACUUACUUCUGUUAGAUUCAAACUGCUCUUGAUACACUCCAAUGGUUGCAGCGUUAAACAGGAAAACAAAGACAUUUAAACUGCAUUCGUCAAAGCAACACUUUUUCCAUGGAACAGGACACAAUGACUCCUGAAAGCUUUUCACUGUGGCAAAAAAAAAAAAAAAAGGUAAUGGGGUUGAAAAUUAUGGAAAAUUACACUGGUGUUAUUUUCUGAACCUCCACGGGGUGCAUUAUUAUCUGUGAUAUCCAGGCAUAUCAUCCGCCUAAGUCACAAAAUUGGAUUGACGCGGUGAAGAGGUACUUUUGACUGAGCUUAGUUUUCAGAUUUUCACAUAAAUAUUAUUUAUUAUUUCUGUGCAGAGUUCAGCACCAUGCAUCAAUAUGCAACCUGUCUCAUAGCUGGAAACAAAGCUCAGAUUGCAGGGUAUGAAUCGAACAUUCGGAGGGUUGGUAAGCAACCAUUUAAUAAUAUACCUGUCUGCAGAACCGGGCUGGGGUUCGACAAUGAAUGUUUAGUCCCACACAGUGUGGUUUGAUUGGUCAUAUUAGGGUGGAGAUGAACGUUGAUUUCUUUGAAUUCUGUGAAAGGUCUCCAGGUCAUCUUUCUCCAAAAAGGUUAAGUCUGGGGAAACUGGACUGUUUGUGGGAAGACGUUUCGCCUCUCAUCCAAGAAGCUUCUUCAGUUCUUCAGAACAGAUCUACAAACAGUCCAGUUGCCCCAGACUUAACCUUUUUGAAGUUGAUUUCUUUGGUUUGGACUUGGGUUUGGGUGGCUCCUCAAUCAGCCGUGCAGCCUUAUUGCACAAAAACCCGACUUUAAUAUGGGCGACUACCAACUUUGAGGAGUUUUUGUACGAUUUCUGAACUCACUGGACAAAAACACAACAACUUUAUUGCAGGUUUUGGUGAAUCUAGAUGUUUUAUGGAAAAACUGUUUCUCCCACUGAUCUCCUUUGGCAGCUCUGCCUCAAAUCUCUUUUCCAUUACCUGCUUGCCCCAGUUUCUGCUUCCUGGCGCCAAUUCUGGUGCCACUAACAGAUCCCAGAAAAACUCUUCCUUCCAGUGGACCAAAGCUCCUAGUUUGUUUCCAUCUAAAGGGUAUAUUAGCUAGCAUCCAAUCACAGUCCUAAAUUCAACACUCAAACCAAUCAAACCACAGUGGGUGGGAUUAAACAUUCAAUGUUGAACCCAGGCAACCGAGCCAGGCUGCAAACAGGUAUUUUGGUCUGUUUGUGUCUGCUUUAGUUGCCCUCUCAACACAUAUUAAAACAUUUUUAAUGUUUAAAACGGCUCAAAAUGUGUCAAAGAAACAUCAUCACUGGGCAUAAUCUGACUUGUAUUAUUAUUAGAAGUGACAUUUUUUGCAUCUCCCUACUAGUUUAAAUCAGUCCGUUGUAGAACUGCCAGUUUUGUGCACAUCAGAGAGACUGUAAUAAACUGUGGGUCACACCAUGUUCAUCAACAGUGAUUUCCGUGCAUUGGUAGAAAGCUGAGACAGUUAAACACACACAUAUAGGGUAUACAGUUACAGGCUUUUUACGGUAUCAGUGUCAAGAUGUGAAGGUAAACACAUAUUUGUACUAUAAACAGGGACACACACACUCACACACACACAGCCACUGUAGAUGCUUCCAGUUGUUAGGAUGCAAAGUUUACAUGAAAUAAACAUCUGUAUACUGCUUGAAUAUAGCAAAACUGAAUCUCACGCAGGCUCACCGGUUAUUUUUAAGGUGUUAAGACGUUGGUAUCAGAGGCGGCUUCGUUUGGUUGUAAAACUUAUCGUACGUAGAGAAACUUAACAAUGGUAACACACAUGUAAAGAUUUUAAUUUUAUUACAAAUAUACUUUAUGGGGGUGAUGCUUUGUGCUUUGCCACACAUUUAAGAUUUUUUAAAUGUUUUUUUUUUUUGUCAGUAUUUUAUUAAAAUUGCUAUCUAUAAUGUUUAUUACACAGGUGACAGAUUGGUAUAUGUUGUAAGAAUUGUAAACAGAAUUAUGAAGCUAGAAUCUGUUUUUAUUUUAAAAAAGAAUUCAGCAUUUCGAAUGUUCUCUCUCUGUUGUUGUUGUUACGUCUUUCCUGAUGUCCUUGGAUCAAAGUAUUGAUGAAUACAUUUUGAAACCUGUGUCGAUGGUUUUCACGUUUUAAAAUCAAAACCAGGAAGCCAUCCUGGAGGUUCUCAGCGAUUUUUCUAAGAGUUUGAUUCAACAAUCUCAACAAAAGCGAAAAUCACAAAUGCUUCAUUUUUGUGCUGGUUUUUGACUGGAAACGUGUUAGAUUUGGUUUGUUUUGUCAGUUUACAGUGAGAUAACAUGGAUUUUAUUCAGCUACACAACACUGUCUGUUGUUUUCACAUCAGUUUACAUGGAAGGAAAUGUAGAGCGUACAUACUGUUUUUCUCUGAUGCAAAAUAAGAUGACCACCGAGUCAGCUCAUUCAGUUUGGCACCAGAAAAUCCAUAAAUCCAUAUUAGUCAAGCACUUUCACCCUAAACAUUAAUGUUGAAAAAACAACUACAACACGUGACAUGACAUUUACAAAAUAUUGUUUUCAUACUCUGAAAGAACAUAAAGGUUUUCCUACUAAUGUCAACUGUGCGUUAUUGGAGCCAUCUAGUGGCCAUUAGCGGAACUGCGUCUUAAUUUGUUCAUUUCAGUGUCAGCUGUGUGAGCUUUCCAGCUUUGUGCUUUCCUUCAAAAUAAAACCAGCACAGGAAAAAUAGAAACUGCAAACCAUAUCCCAACCAGUACUGUAACAUUUUGUACAAAUCCAGAACUGCAUUUUAUAUUUCAAGGUUGUUUUUCAGAUUUCCAAAGUUUCCAAUAUAGAUUAUAUAAAACAUGGAUGUAGUCACCUACACCUAGAUCCCGUGGCCACUGGAGAAACUUUAUAAAAACUGACUUAGCGUCUUCAGUUUGUCCUGCUUCUCAAAUCCUCAGACUCAUUUUGUAUGAGAGAAAAACAGUGAGCACAUUUUACAUUUUUCUCCAUGACCUGUGAUUUGUUUUCAGAUGCGCAUGCUCUCAUGACAGAAAAGUAUUUAAAAUGUUGAUUUUUUUUUUUUUAUUAUUUCUUAAGCAUGAUCACACUUAUUUGGAUAUUUAUUUUUACCGAGACUUCCGUGAUGGAGCCAAAUGUGGGUCGCAGGAAGGUCAGGACGUCAUUCUCAAACUACAGGACAGCGUUUGAAUCCCAGUUUGGAAUACAUAUACGAUGAAUCCAAAGAAAUGGGGUCCAUGUGUUGGAUCUGCAAACACGAUAACCAUGAUUUUUUAAAAGCCACUACUCCAGUUUGACCUUUGAGCUGACCGAUGCACGGAGACUCCUUCACUGGGAUACAUGUUCUGUUUGCAUUCGUCUGGCUCAUAUGUUUGACAGUAUAUGACGAGUAAACUGUAAGCUGAUUAACAUAACUUUGUUUAUUUAAAUGAACCGAUGACAGUACAUGCACUCUGUAGAUCUGUUAGUAUUUAAAUGUUCACAUGAAGAAUUUUGAGGCGCUGAAACAUUUCCGACAUGGAAAAAUGAAUCAACAAUGCAUCAUUAUGGGAUCAAACUCACCUUCACAAGCUUUGUCACUGUACCGCAGUCUUUAUAACGAUUAAUUUACUUGUAGAUUGAACUAAUAAGAUUAAUUCCUCACUGACUUUGACUAAUGUUUGAUUUAUCUCAGCCAAAGCCACCUCUUCCAUUAAAAACCUGAUGUACCGCGUCUUUGAAUAUUUGGACUUUUUGUUGUUGUUUUUUUUUUUGGAUAAUUUUCUGAAGAUGAAUGCAUAAAGUUCAGUUGGUGAUAUAUUUAUUACAUUUUCAUAUCACUGUUCUUUGAUUGUAUAGUUACAGUAGGAGCUGUAGGGAGACCAAAACUCAAAAAUUGUGAAGUUAUGGAAAGCCAGUAUAUUAUAGGAGCAAAAAAAAAGUGUUCAGUUAGCAGGUGUUAAAUGUAUAAAUGUCUCAAAGACAAUUUGCUGAAAUGCAUUAUGUAAAACGAGCAAAAAUAAAUAUGGACACAUGUAGAUUUUC
Messenger RNA from Larimichthys crocea (large yellow croaker), 9225 nucleotides. RefSeq names its product clavesin 2 (gene clvs2). The coding region runs from base 1053 to 2054 and encodes 333 amino acids. NCBI's taxonomy places the organism in Eukaryota, Metazoa, Chordata, Actinopteri, Sciaenidae. The record is from RefSeq and is a predicted model, not a curated record. Gene Ontology annotation, biological process: lysosome organization. Gene Ontology annotation, cellular component: clathrin-coated vesicle; membrane; trans-Golgi network. Gene Ontology annotation, molecular function: phosphatidylinositol bisphosphate binding. The transcript has 5 exons.